UGUUCAGUAAAUUUGCCUGUCCCCCUCCUCCAUCUGUGCUUUUCCUUCCGCCGUGUUUGCGUAGUUGCUGUCGUUUAAACCAGAAAAAUCAAACGAGUGGGAAGGACGAUGAUGUCGCUCCCUGCGCUCGAUGACGAUACAGUGCGUAGCAUGUCCAUUGGAGCCGUCUUCUCCGAUUUCGGAGGCAAAAUAAAUUCGGUUGAUUUCCAUAGAAAAGACGAUUUGUUAGUCACUGCUAGUGACGAUGACUCUGUUCGCCUUUACGAUAUUGCCAGUGCUAAGUUGCUAAAGACAACUUAUCACAAGAAACAUGGCGCUGACCGAAUAUGUUUUACGCACCACCCUAGCUCUGUUAUUUGUUCUUCGAAGUAUAAUUUGGAUUCUAAUACAGAAUCCUUACGGUAUCUGUCAAUGUAUGAUAAUAGGUGCCUUCGUUACUUUAAAGGACAUAAAGACAGAAUUGUUUCUCUUUGCAUGUCUCCCAUCAAUGAUAGUUUCAUGUCUGGUUCUCUUGAUCAUAGUGUUAGAAUAUGGGAUCUUCGUGUAAAUGCUUGCCAGGGAAUUUUGCGUUUACGUGGUAGACCUACUGUUGCUUAUGACCAACAAGGUCUUGUCUUUGCUGUGGCAAUGGAAGGGGGUGCUAUUAAAUUGUUUGAUUCACGUUCCUAUGACAAGGGCCCCUUUGACACCUUUCUAGUUGGUGGAGACACAGCUGAGGUUUGUGAUAUCAAAUUCAGCAAUGAUGGAAAAUCAAUGCUUUUGACGACCUCAAAUAACAAUGUCUACGUUCUUGAUGCAUAUGGAGGAGAAAAGCGAUGUGGGUUUAGUUUGGAACCAUCACCAAAUACAACGAUUGAGGCAACUUUUACACCAGAUGGGCAGUAUGUGGUAUCAGGCUCAGGAGAUGGAACCUUGCGUGCAUGGAGUAUCAACGUGCGGAAUGAGCAGGUAGCGAGCUGGAAUAGCCAUAUAGGCAUUGCAUCGUGCUUGAAAUGGGCUCCUCGUCGAGCCAUGUUUGUCGCCGCAUCUACUGUUCUGACGUUUUGGAUACCCAACACAUCCAAGUCAGUUGCAGAGUCACGGUCCAUGGAGAUCGAACCUGUAGCUCAACCUGAACACAUGGCUCAAUGAUGAGAAGUAAAAAACCAGGCAGGUCUUUCAGUACCUUUUCUUAGUCAUUCAGUGUUCAAACCAGGCAGGUCUUUCAUUACCUUCUCAUAGUCGUUCACUGUGCAUUAAUAUCAAAAUGUUGUCAGGUUAUGGGGCCAAAAGUUAUGGUCUGCUUAAAUUGGCCUCAGUUUUGUAAAAUUAUAGGCAAAAAAGUACAAAUAUUUCUUCAAUGGGGCAAGUCCUUUUUUGUUUCAAGUACAUCCUUAAAGGGAAAAGGUCCAAUUUUGCUCCUUAUGUUUAUGUCAGGGUACACACAAACUCCUCGUGACAUAUUUGUCUUGAUAACAACUUAGUUAUGUCCCUCUUUCAAACAGUGUUAACCUUCCGUUUCACAUAAUUGAAGGUCCUGUGGCACAAAAAACUUAAUUUUUUAUAUACUUUUUAAAAAUUUAUCCAUA
Molecule: messenger RNA, 1568 nt
Organism: Mercurialis annua (annual mercury)
Lineage: Eukaryota; Viridiplantae; Streptophyta; Magnoliopsida; Malpighiales; Euphorbiaceae
Product: protein ANTHESIS POMOTING FACTOR 1
Exons: 10
Coding region: 109-1131 (340 amino acids)
Cellular component (GO): Set1C/COMPASS complex
Molecular function (GO): chromatin binding; protein binding
Source: RefSeq, a predicted model, not a curated record